Messenger RNA from Haliotis rubra (blacklip abalone), 614 nucleotides. RefSeq names its product probable ATP-dependent RNA helicase DHX35. Lineage: Eukaryota; Metazoa; Mollusca; Gastropoda; Lepetellida; Haliotidae. Bases 6 to 614 code for a protein of 202 amino acids. The transcript is spliced from 9 exons. The record is from RefSeq and is a predicted model, not a curated record. Gene Ontology annotation, molecular function: RNA binding. Gene Ontology annotation, cellular component: catalytic step 2 spliceosome; intracellular anatomical structure.
GGUACAUGAUCCGCUUUGAUGAUUGUUCCGAUCCCAACAGCACACGGAUAUUGUUUCUCACAGAUGGUAUGCUGAUAAGAGAAAUAAUGAAAGAUCCUUUACUGAGAAAAUACAGCAUCGUGAUGGUGGAUGAAGCACACGAGAGAAGCAUUAACACUGACAUUCUCCUGGGGCUGCUACGUAAGAUUCAAAGGAAGCGGAAUGACCUUAAAGUGAUUGUUGCAUCAGCCACGCUGAAUGCAGAGGAAAUGAGAGAUUUCUUCAACAGCAAUGAGACAGAAGAGCCACUAAAUGACACAGCUACCAUACUGACUGUGGAAGGUCGAGAGUUCCCCUGUAGAUGUCCACUACCCAAGCUUGAUCCCCACCCUGACUAUCUGAAGGCCACUGUGGAGACUGUGAUGAAGAUUCACUUCAAUCAACCUGCAGGAGAUGUCUUAGCUUUCCUCACAGGCCAGCGAUGCGAAGCAAAGAAGUUGAAGAAAGAUGACCUGAAGAUGAAAGUACUGCCCAUGCAUGGAAGUCUGCCAGCAUCAGAACAGAUGCGACACGGCAUCAGCGUAAACCAUGACACUCAUGGCACCAUCUCGGAGUUCUUGCUUCAGAGUCUCUAG